GAGACAGACCCAGCCCAGAGCUCUGAGUGGCUUCCUGUUGCCAGGCUCUAAGCCCCUCACAUUCCUGCAGACCUUCAGACUGCCCGGAGCUUGCCUGCUGCCUGCCUGCCCGCCACUGAGGGUUCCUAGCAUCAUGAGGGCCUGGAUCUUCUUUCUCCUUUGCCUGGCCGGGAGGGCCUUGGCAGCCCCUCAACAGGAAGCCUUGCCUGAUGAGACAGAGGUGGUGGAAGAAACCGUGGCCGAGGUGGCCGAGGUACCCGUGGGAGCCAACCCUGUCCAGGUGGAAGUAGGAGAAUUCGAUGAGGGUGCCGAGGAAACCGAGGAAGAGGUGGUGGCUGAGAACCCCUGCCAGAACCACCACUGCAAACACGGCAAGGUGUGUGAACUGGACGAGAACAACACCCCCAUGUGCGUGUGCCAGGACCCCACCAGCUGCCCUGCCCCCAUCGGCGAGUUUGAGAAGGUGUGCAGCAAUGACAACAAGACCUUCGACUCUUCCUGCCACUUCUUUGCCACCAAGUGCACGCUGGAGGGCACCAAGAAGGGCCACAAACUCCACCUGGACUACAUCGGACCUUGCAAAUCGUCUCUGCUCCCACAGGUGAAGAAGAUCCACGAGAACGAGAAGCGCCUGGAGGCUGGCGACCACCCCGUGGAGCUGCUGGCCCGGGACUUCGAGAAGAACUACAACAUGUACAUCUUCCCCGUGCACUGGCAGUUUGGGCAACUGGAUCAGCACCCCAUUGACGGGUACCUGUCUCACACCGAGCUGGCCCCACUGCGCGCCCCCCUUAUCCCCAUGGAACACUGCACCACCCGCUUUUUCAAGACCUGUGACCUGGACAACGACAAGUACAUUGCCCUGGAUGAGUGGGCCGGCUGCUUCGGCAUCAAGGAGAAGGACAUCGACAAGGACCUCGGUAUUGGCUGCCAGGGGGUCAUUCCUAAGUGGCCUGAAGAUGGACAAAGGGAAGUAACAGGGNUGGUCACGCUGUAUGAGAGGGACGAGGACAACAACCUCCUGACCGAGAAGCAGAAGCUGCGAGUGAAGAAGAUCCACGAGAACGAGAAGCGCCUGGAGGCUGGCGACCACCCCGUGGAGCUGCUGGCCCGGGACUUCGAGAAGAACUACAACAUGUACAUCUUCCCCGUGCACUGGCAGUUUGGGCAGCUGGAUCAGCACCCCAUUGACGGGUACCUGUCUCACACCGAGCUGGCCCCACUGCGCGCCCCCCUUAUUCCCAUGGAACACUGCACCACCCGCUUUUUCGAGACCUGUGACCUGGACAACGACAAGUACAUUGCCCUGGAUGAGUGGGCCGGCUGCUUCGGCAUCAAGGAGAAGGAUAUCGACAAGGACCUCGUGAUCUAAAGCCACGCCUCCUCCUGCAGAACCAGAUUCUCUCUCUUUGACCUUCCCCCUCCUGUUUUCCCCAAUGUUUAAAAUGUUUGGAUGGUUUGUUGUUCUGCCUGGGGUCAAGGUGCUAAUAUAGACUUAAACGAAUACAUUAACGGUGCUAAACAUAGACAUUUUAACCCAAGUCACGACAUUCUUAGCUGUAACUCAGCUAUCACGGCCUCUUGCUCACCCACUAAUGGUCCCAUUUUCCUCUUGCCGUGUGCACCUCUGCCCAUUGUCUUGGUGGCACAUGGGUGGAACACUUGAUCUGCUUGAGUCUGCCUUCAACACACGUUGCAUCUUCAGAUUUUCUACUUUUCUGCUUGAAACUAAUAUUCACCGAGUCAGACUUUGUAUUAACUUUAUUUCAGGGUAUUGGCUGCCAGGGGGUCAUUCCUAAGUGGCCUGAAGAUGGACAAAGGGAAGUAACAGGCACGUGAUGUUGGCAAGGAUGCUUCUAGGGCUAGAGGAUCAGUGGUGGGAGAGACCUGCAGAAUCUACCAGCCAGAACCACAGAUAACAAAUCUUGUGCUCAGGGACUGUGAAUGAGAGAAGGAAAUUGAGGCUGUGCUCUGGAAGUACAUAAACUCUCACACAAACCCAGUUCUUCACCAUUUCCCCUUCUCACUUUGCAGUGCCAUUUCUUUUUGCAUUAGGCAAUUUACUCAGACUUUUCAGAGCCAUGGCCCCUCCGUUCUCUGGAAUCUCCCACACCUCUGAGAGGUGGAUCACCACAUCCUGCAGGGCUGCUCCCCUCCAAACUACCUUUAGGAGAUGCAGGACAGGGAGGCUGUUUCAGCCAGAAAGACCAAAAUCAAGAGCGAGGUGCAGAACGUGGUAAAACAGAAAAAGGGCAGGUGGCAAAUUGGUUUUCUUUUGGGUUUUCUGUUUUCUUUUUUCACAUCUGGAUGGCUGUCACCAGAGAUCUUUCCUUCAGUCACUAGCAUGUUCCUCCUCUUCUCUCCUCCCCACUUUUUCUUUCUAUUAAUCAAAAGAAAUUUCAAAAUCAAUGGGAUGGUCGGAUCUCACAGGCUGAGAACUCGUUCACCUCCAAGCAUUUCAUGAAAAAGCUGCUUCUUAUUAAUCAUGCAAACUCUUGCCACGAUGUGAAGAGUUUGACAAAUCUUUCAAAAUAAAAAGUACUGAUUUAGAAACUGCC
Messenger RNA from Odocoileus virginianus texanus, 2558 nucleotides. The record is from RefSeq and is a predicted model, not a curated record. Lineage: Eukaryota; Metazoa; Chordata; Mammalia; Artiodactyla; Cervidae.